AUGAUUCACCAUCAACCGGCCAAGUACCAUCAUUCGAAUCCGUUGAGCCACUUCCUCAAUUUGCACACAUCUCAUGCAACUGCGGCUGCAGCGGCAGCCUUAGCAUUGGCCAGCGAUGCACAGUCGCAGCGAUCUCAAACAGAAGAUGAAGACGAUGAUAGCAGCAAUGAUAGGAGCUACCACGGUGCCGAAAGAUCAAGCCCGCGUCAGGAGCCACCAGCUUACGAAACCAGUCGAGGUGAUGUGAGCGAAACCGAACACCACAUUGACAUCGACGUAGACGAUCCUUGCCGGUCCGAAAUGGCGAACGAGGGCGAAAGCAAGGAUGAGCAUGUUUCACCAGCAGUCAAUGCACUGCAUAGAUUAUGCUCUAAGGUCGGCGGACAUGACCAGCGUCAUCAGGAAGAUGAUGAUGAUGAUGAUGAUAAUGAUGAGGAAGAAAUCGUUAUCGAUAGCAAGGUGUCACAGGAGGAGGAAGAUCGCGAGUACAAGGAUGUAGAGGAGCACGAUCCACGAAGCAGCAACCGGACUAGCCCCUGUACCGACACGGCCGUCCUCGGUACGGAUGGGUUUGUGGGGAAAUCCUUCACGAUAGCGGCCAUUCUAGGGUUAAAGAAGAAACAAGAUGAUGCAGCGCAACAGCAGCAACAACCGCAACAGCACCACCAGCAACAGCAGCAGCAGCAGCAGCUUCAUCAGCAGCACGUUGCUCAGCAACAUCAUCUUCAGCAACAAGUCCCUGGAGGACAUCAUAUAGCGCUCGCAGGACCACAUCAUCACAGCCAGAAUCAUAACAGGGAUAAAUUCAAAGAGUUAAGUAAAAAGUCUGGCCUAUCCUCGUCAUCGGCCGCGUCUCUGAAAAGCAAGCGUGUCCGGACGAUUUUCACUCCCGAGCAGCUCGAGCGUCUUGAAGCCGAAUUCGAAAGGCAGCAGUACAUGGUGGGACCGGAACGAUUAUACCUGGCGCACACACUGCAACUGACGGAGGCACAGGUGAAAGUAUGGUUUCAAAAUCGACGGAUCAAGUGGCGAAAGCAUCAUCUGGAAAUUACCCAGCAACGGUUGGCACUGAUCCGUCAGCGCCAGAUAGCGGCCGGUGGAGCCGGCGUACCGCUACCGAACGGUGCACAACCGGUAACCGGCCAUCUGACCGGUCAAUCCGUACAGCAGGGAGGGAUGAGUGGCGGUCGUAUGAUGAAUCCGAUCGAAUCACCAGAACUAACGAUCUGUACCGACUCGAUGGAUGCCCGUAGUGUGGCCAGUGAGGGAGAUGAUGAUUAGGGCAUCCCCAGCGGUACCCGCCAAACAUACAGGGAGAGUUAGUUUAAUAGUAGUGGCGGUAAACAGUGUAAAAUCCUAGUUCCCUAGUGUUUAAGUAGCUGUUCUGAAUUGGCUAUCGAACGUAGAAAGGUUUAUCGGUGGGAGCAAGUGGUACUAAAGUUAAUGGAGUAUUUAUGAAAAUAAAAUACAUC
Molecule: messenger RNA, 1472 nt
Organism: Anopheles darlingi
Lineage: Eukaryota; Metazoa; Arthropoda; Insecta; Diptera; Culicidae
Product: GATA zinc finger domain-containing protein 10
Exons: 5
Coding region: 1-1281 (426 amino acids)
Biological process (GO): regulation of DNA-templated transcription; neuron differentiation; central nervous system development
Molecular function (GO): DNA binding; DNA-binding transcription factor activity, RNA polymerase II-specific
Source: RefSeq, a predicted model, not a curated record